Vigna angularis (adzuki bean) is the source of this 1823-nucleotide messenger RNA. RefSeq lists its product as uncharacterized. Gene Ontology annotation, molecular function: glycosyltransferase activity. The record is from RefSeq and is a predicted model, not a curated record. Bases 225 to 1619 code for a protein of 464 amino acids. NCBI's taxonomy places the organism in Eukaryota, Viridiplantae, Streptophyta, Magnoliopsida, Fabales, Fabaceae. The transcript is spliced from 7 exons.
GUUUAGCCCGUACAUUUCUUCGCCCCCAUCACGGCGAGAAGAUUAAGACAGUCUAUCAGUUCAGUUUAACUGUGAUCUGAAAGUAGAAGAGAGAAGUCCUCGGGAUUCCUAAACCAGGUUGCGACCAAGUUUGCAAUCGUACCUCGAAUCAAUCGACACCGAGCGUAAACCCUAGAAUCAGAAAUACAAUGGGAAUUUAAAGAUUGCAAAAGUUGGGAAGAACAAUGGCGAAGCAUUCCGUGGCAAUGGCGAAGAAGCGGUGGCCGAUAAUUUUGGCAGCAUUUUUGUCCGUAUCGACGGUGACAGUGCUCUUAAUGAGAGCUACCAACUCCGAUUCCUGCAACGUCAAUAGUCUUAAUCUUGCACAGGAUAAACAGAUUCGUUCAUCCGUCCAAGUUGGAAAUGCAGCUUCGAGUCCCCUAAAUUUCAUGAAGUCGAAGCUAGUUCUCAUGGUAUCACAUGAGCUAUCUCUUUCAGGCGGGCCUUUAUUGAUGAUGGAGUUGGCGUUUCUGUUGAGAGGCGUUGGUUCUGAAGUUGUUUGGAUCACCAACCGUAAACCGGUGGAACCUGAUGAGGUCAUUUACAGUUUGGAAAAUAAAUUGUUGGACAGAGGAGUGCAGGUCUUCUCUGCCAAAGGUGAAAAGGCUAUAGAUACAGCUCUUAAAGCAGAUAUAGUCAUUCUAAACACGGCUGUGGCUGGGAAGUGGCUGGAUGCCGUUCUCAAGGAAAAAGUUGCACGGGUGCUUCCAAAGGUUUUAUGGUGGAUUCAUGAAAUGCGAGGGCAUUAUUUCGACGGGGAAUAUGUUAAGCACCUCCCUUUUGUUGCAGGUGCCAUGAUUGAUUCACAUACAACUGCAGAAUACUGGAAGAAUAGGACUAAGGAGCGUUUAAAGAUUAACAUGCCUGAAACCUUUGUUGUACAUCUUGGAAAUAGCAAGGAGCUUAUGGAAGUUGCAGAAGAUAGUGUAGCAAAGAGGGUUCUACGUGAGCAUGUUCGUGAAUCUCUUGGAGUGAGAAAUGAUGAUCUACUUUUUGCCAUCAUAAAUAGUGUUUCUCGUGGUAAAGGGCAGAAUCUAUUUCUUCAAGCCUUUUAUGAAAGUUUGCAACUUAUCCAGGAGAAGAAACUCCAGUUGCCAUCUUUGCAUGCUGUAGUAGUGGGGAGUGAUUUUAGUGGUCAGACAAAGUUUGAAAUGGAACUGCGCAAAUUUGUUAUUGAGAACAAGAUUCAGGACCGUGUUCACUUUGUGAACAAAACCUUGGCUGUGGCUCCUUACCUGGCUUCUAUUGAUGUUCUUGUUCAAAAUUCUCAGGGACGGGGAGAAUGUUUUGGAAGGAUAACCAUUGAAGCAAUGGCAUUUCGCCUGCCUGUACUGGGAACUGCAGCUGGAGGCACGAUGGAGAUUGUGGUGAAUGGGACAACCGGUUUGCUGCAUCCUGCUGGAAAAGAAGGCGUGACACCUCUGGCAAAGAACAUUGUGAAAUUGGCAACUCAUGUUGAGAAGAGGCUGACCAUGGGAAAAAAAGGAUAUGAGAGGGUGAAAGAGAGGUUUAUGGAGCAUCAUAUGUCACAGAGAAUUGCAUUGGUUCUGAAGGAAGUUUUACGGAAGGCUAAGCAAUAGACAUUAAAUUAACCCACGUUAGGUAAUUAUCUGUUAAAUUGUAUAUUGAUUCCACAGGAAAACGAGAUUGGUUCGGUUCGGUGAGAAUGAUUGUAUAUCCAAAUGUUCUUUAAUACCAUACGAAUGCGAGGAAGUCUCUUGCACUCUUUUGGACACGCACUCGUUCAUUGUUAGUUGAAAUCAAUGUAAAAUGGGUUGAAUGAA